Molecule: messenger RNA, 805 nt
Organism: Ricinus communis (castor bean)
Lineage: Eukaryota; Viridiplantae; Streptophyta; Magnoliopsida; Malpighiales; Euphorbiaceae
Exons: 1
Coding region: 279-671 (130 amino acids)
Source: RefSeq, a predicted model, not a curated record
CAACAACAUAAAUGAGUGGCGAGGAAUGGGUCUUUGAAAAUAAAAUAUUUUUUUACCGUUCAACUGUUUCUCUUUGUUUUGCUUUUUGUUCUAAUGUUAUUGUCACUCUUUUACACGCAUCCAACAACCAUCCCUAUCAAUUCGUAGAUUGUCUGAUUUCCUGCUUACUUCUCCCAAACCCUUUGAUUUCGAUUCGUUUACUAGAAUCAUCCAAGCCCCACCCUUCCUUCCCCAAAGUUAGGGUUAGGGUUUGUUUUGGCUAACCUAACUUCCAAUUUAUGGCGCGAUCGGUGCCUAUACUGGCACCAUUAUGUCUCUUACUUGCCCUAAUUGGUCUCUGUUGGCCCGUCGAAGCCCAAUCGAAGCCUGAAAAUGGAAUGUUGAUUGAGCAAAUCACCAGCAAAGGGAACGGCGACGUUUGCAAAGGAGUCACCGCGCCAGCUUCAUGCCCAAUCAAUUGUUUCCGUGCAGAUCCUGUUUGUGGUGUUGAUGGGCGGACUUAUUGGUGUGGAUGUGAUGAUGCUUUGUGUAGCGGUACCACUGUUGCUAAAAUAGGGGCCUGUGACAUGGGAAAUGGAGGCAGCGCUUCUCUUCCUCGCCAGGCGCUUCUUUUGGUCCAUAUUCUUUGGCUCAUCUUGCUCGGUUUUUCUUUACUCUUCGGCCUUUUCUAAUUUUAAUUGGACAGAGAUUGUGUUCUUAUGCUGUUGUCCGUUGUUCUGCGCUUUGUAGUGUUAGGGAUUGUGUGAGAGAGAUUCUUUUGUAAUAGAAAUUCUUGAUUAAUAGUAACUGCAUCGUGAUUCUUUUU